Molecule: messenger RNA, 453 nt
Organism: Perkinsus marinus ATCC 50983
Lineage: Eukaryota; Perkinsozoa; Perkinsida; Perkinsidae
Exons: 1
Coding region: 1-453 (150 amino acids)
Source: RefSeq, a predicted model, not a curated record
AUGCCCGCAGAUGAUCAGCCGACUCGUGAAGAGAUCGAAGCAGCCCGAGUCGCUGCGAUGACCGCCGGCAAGACUGACAACGGUGACAAUGCUGAAGGAUCCGCUAAGUGGAAGGACUCUGGUGCCCCUGUGUGUUCUUCCCAAACCAUCACCGACCUAUCGAGUGGGCUGGCAGCCUUCCUUCAAAUGAGUCAAGACGGUACCAACAAACAAAACAAGUCCAUCCCCAAUCUUGAAGCCCUUCUCAGUGGCACUCCCUACCUUAGGGGUAUGUGCCACGACCUCCAUCCCGAAGACUCACUGGUCAAGGAGGUUCAUUCGAGUUGUCUGAGCAGUGGUCAUGCUGACAAGAUCAGACACGUUCUGGCGCUCCCGAUCAAGUGCUUCUUCCGGCCCAACGAGGAUCCCGGUAUGAUGAGCAAUGUCUUCAAAGCUCUAUUGAGAUGGUUCUGA